Molecule: messenger RNA, 562 nt
Organism: Mesocricetus auratus (golden hamster)
Lineage: Eukaryota; Metazoa; Chordata; Mammalia; Rodentia; Cricetidae
Gene: Polr1h
Product: RNA polymerase I subunit H
Exons: 4
Coding region: 1-372 (123 amino acids)
Biological process (GO): termination of RNA polymerase I transcription; DNA-templated transcription
Cellular component (GO): RNA polymerase I complex
Molecular function (GO): nucleic acid binding; zinc ion binding; DNA-directed RNA polymerase activity
Source: RefSeq, a predicted model, not a curated record
AUGGAGCUGGCUAGCCGGGUCUCCAACUUUCAAUCAGACUUAGAUUUCUGCCCAGAUUGCGGCUCGGUCCUGCCGCUGCCUGGAACUCAGGAUACUGUCGUCUGCCCUCGCUGUGGCUUCUCCAUAGACGUACGAGAUUUCGAAGGGAAGGUUGUCAAGACAUCAGUCGUGUUCCACAAACUGGGGACGGCUAUACCCACGUCUGUGGAUGAAGGGCCUGAAUCCCAGGGACCAGUGGUUGACAGGCGAUGCCCUCGAUGUGGUCAUGAGGGAAUGGCCUAUCACACCAGACAGAUGCGUUCAGCUGACGAAGGACAGACUGUCUUCUAUACCUGCAUCAACUGCAAGUUUCAGGAAAAGGAAGAUUCUUGACCUUUUUGUUUUCUGGCAACUCAGCAACAGCAUUCCUCCUCUUGGAAGGUGAAGAUGUUGGUCUUCUGAUGCCUUCUCCUUACACUCUGGCCACUUUGUUCCCUCUGGUGCUUUGUUCUCAGGAUAAGAUCGUCACCCCAGAGCAUUUCUUCCUUUAGUUGAAUUUACUAAAGUUAUAUUUUCUAUGAAA